AUGAGCUCUCACACCGCAAACAUCCCCAUCGCUGAGCCCCCCGAAGGGCGGCAUUCCACCGCUUCAACUACACUCGCCAUGCUCACCCUCAUAUCCAUCCUGAGCGUGCUUCUCUUCACUUCCAUCUUCGACUCGACCGCCGCGACAUGUCGUUGUUUACCAGGGAAUCCGUGCUGGCCGUCCCCGCAGACCUGGUCGCAAUUCAAUGCCUCCAUCUCCGGCCAUCUCGUCGCAACGGUCCCACUAGGCGCGCCCUGUCAUGAUCCCAACUACGACGCAGCCAAAUGCGCCCAACUUCGCGACAAUUGGACCCAUCCUCAACCCCACUAUGAAUCCUCCUCCUCCGUCAUGGCCCCCUAUUUCGCCAACAACUCCUGCGACCCCUUCCACCCGCCCGGUAAGCCCUGCACGCUAGGCAACUACGUCGUAUACGCCGUCAACGCCAGCACCCCCGACCACGUCAGCAAGGCCCUGCAGUUCGUCCGACAACACAACAUUCGCCUCGUCGUCCGCAACACCGGGCAUGAUUAUCUCGGAAAGUCGACGGGCGCAGGCGCCCUAGGCCUCUGGAUGCACCAUCUCAAGGGGAUCACCGUCGCCGACUACCGGGAUGCUCGAUAUACUGGGAAAGCGAUCACGGUGGGCGCCGGUGUUCUGGGAAUCGAGGCCUACCAGGCUGCAGAUGCGCAGGGCCUGCAGAUCGUUGGGGGAGAAUGUCCGACCGUAGGACUCGCCGGUGGAUAUACGCAGGGCGGCGGGCAUUCGAUGUUAUCAUCAAAGUACGGGCUUGCGGCCGACCAGGUGCUGUCUUGGCAGGUGUUUACCGGAGAGGGGGAACUGGUGACUGCCACGCGUGAGAAUUAUCCGGAUUUAUACUGGGCGUUGAGUGGUGGUGGCGGAGGAACGUACGGAGUUGUUUGGUCGAUGACGGCGAAGGCGUACCCCGACACACCGGUCUCCGGGCUGAAUUUGACGUUUUCCAGGGAGGGGACUGACGCGGAAGCGUUUUAUGGUGCCAUAUCAAGGUUCCAUGCCAGUUUGCCGGAUCUCGUCGAUGCAGGAGCCAUGUGUAUCUGGAGCUUGACGAAUACGUCCUUUUCACUUAAUCCACUCACAGGACCGAAUAUCCCCGCCACCGAGCUGGUGGAUCUUCUCAGUCCCUUCAUGGAUCACUUGGAUGAACAGGAGAUCACCUAUAAUAUUUCGGCCGAUGACUUCCCUGGCUAUCUUUCCCAGUUCCAGGCCAUGAUGCCGGAUGUGCCCGUGAGCGAGGCACAACUCGGUAGCUGGUUGAUACCACGCGAUGUCGUGGAGGAGAACGAGAACUUCACAGCUGCAGCUCGUCAAAUCGUCGAGGACGGGGCGUUUCUCGUCACUGUUGGACUCAGUGUAUCGAAGGCUGUUGCUAGAAAUGUGGACAAUGCCGUUCUGCCCGCGUGGCGGGACACAUUGGCUCACACCGUGGUUUUGACGCCGUGGGAAUGGAACGCAGACGAGGAAAUGCGUGAGUGGCAGAGGAGGAUGACGGGGGUGUACGUCCCCUUGUUGAGUCGGUUGGCGCCGAAUUCGGGAGCCUACAUGAAUGAGGCCGACUUCCGACAACCCGACUACAAACGGGCGUUUUACGGGGAGAAUUAUGCUAAGCUCCGAGAGAUCAAGAAGAAAUACGACCCGUAUGAUGUUUUCUAUGCGCCUACUGCCGUUGGUUCGGAUGAGUGGAUCGAGUCGAGCAGUGGACGCUUGUGUCGUGUUUAA
This is a messenger RNA of Aspergillus affinis, 1755 nucleotides long. Its product is annotated as FAD-binding domain-containing protein. NCBI's taxonomy places the organism in Eukaryota, Fungi, Ascomycota, Eurotiomycetes, Eurotiales, Aspergillaceae. Gene Ontology annotation, molecular function: FAD binding; oxidoreductase activity. The coding region runs from base 1 to 1755 and encodes 584 amino acids. The record is from RefSeq and is a predicted model, not a curated record. The transcript has 3 exons.